GUGGAUCAGCGAAGACGCGACGCGUUACGCGCGNCGUGCACAUCGGAUCAGCUGAGGUUAAUGGGGUAUACGAAGCAGUCUAAGCAAGGGAGCUCAAUAUUGGGGCGUGCGGCCGCGUCGAGUGGAACGUCGACUUUGAUGGCAAACCCGAAUGCGAAUGUGGCGUCAUCGUCACGUCAACUGCCCGGCAACGCGCAAGGACCGUCGACGGUGAUGGGUGGAGGGGUGAGCGUGGAGAUAAGUGGGUAUCCGUCACCCGAUACGGACCAAAUGAUACCAUUCAAGCCGAAGAUUAAUACGAUAGCGAGCUACCAUCCGGUCCCAGGGGGUAUAUUCCCGCCCCCGCAAGCCGCAGCGCAUCUGAUGCAGCUGCUGCCGCCGCCGUGGUGUUUUAAUGGGCCGUUCGUAUCGAUUGAUUUACUGAUGGAAAGCCUGCUGAAAUUUGGACAGACUGCACCUCCAACAGUGGAUCCAACUCAAAAAUUAGAAAAUGGUACAAUGUUUGGAAAGCAUCGAAUAGAGGAUAUUAAGAAGGAUUUCUAUCAGCUCGUAGCGACGACGACUGACCCGAAUGUGGUGUUGGCAACAAGCGAAUACGACAAGCAGAAGGCAUCGAUUCAGAAUCGAAAGAGACGAGCGGCAGGGGCGGAUUCGGAUAGUGACGAGGAUAUGCCGAGGAAUAGUCCGGGAUUGAGGGAUAUUUACAAGAGGAGGAUGAAUGCGAAGACGCAUGAGUGA
Molecule: messenger RNA, 738 nt
Organism: Anisakis simplex (herring worm)
Lineage: Eukaryota; Metazoa; Nematoda; Chromadorea; Rhabditida; Anisakidae
Source: the annotation of a GenBank genome assembly